This is a messenger RNA of Paramecium octaurelia, 1147 nucleotides long. The record is from the annotation of a GenBank genome assembly. Lineage: Eukaryota; Ciliophora; Oligohymenophorea; Peniculida; Parameciidae.
AAUGAAUUAAGCCUCGAGUUCUCACUCCAGAAACUUUUAUAAUUAUAAUGGAAGUGCCUAUUCAACAGAUAGCAUGAGAGUGUAUAGUAAAUCUCCUAAAAAUGCAUAAUAAUACAUUAAUCGAUAUUAACCCUGUAUUUAUUCCACAACGAGCAAUAUCUAAAAUUUACAGUCUCUAAAAAACCAAAUAUCUCAAUUGUAAUCUGUUUUAACUCAAUAACACCGCAAAAGUAGUUUUACUAGAUCAAAAGCAGACUCAUCAACAAAUAUGUCCAAUGAUAGAUCCUUCUACACAAUGAUCAAAGAAUAAUUGAAAUAGGUUGGCAAUCUAUAAACAAUUGAUAAAGAGACCAGCAAUCAAAAUAUCACCCAAGCCACUUAGCAAUUCAAAAAGGAUUAUAUCAGUAACAAGAAAUUAGAAUAGGACAUAGAAAAGUAAUCCAAAAACGUAACUCCUUAAGGGAGUGCAGUGAAGAACACAAGCAUCUUGAAGGAGACAACAAUUAAUGUGAUUAAGAGUGAAAAAUAAUAAGCUUUAAAGCAUUUGCUAUAUCCGGUCAGUGAGACUAAGGGAGAAAAAAAUGCGAAACAAAACAAUAAAUUAGAGGAGUAACUUCGAGUCGGACUCCAAGAUAAGUUGAGUUAUUUGGAAUAGAACAAAUAGGAAAAAUUGACGAAAUUAGUUUAAGGUAAUCAAUUGAUAAAUUACAUAGAGUUUAAGAAUGCAAAGAAAUUACUUGAAGAGGACUAUUAAAAUCAAGUUCAAAAUGAGAUAUAGAUAUUUGAGAGAAAACUCAGAAAAUUAAUGAUGUCAUAGAACAAAGAUAAGAAAUUAAAAAGACUUAAAAAAAGUAGUUUAUUAUUGAAUUCAAAAUUAAAUCAAGAUUCUCCUUGUAUGGUAUUGUUUGUAAUAAUUUGAAUAGCUUAAAGUUCAUCACAAUCAUCAGAAAAAGAAAUCAAAAGUUCUUACAAUUUAAUGAACACUUUCAAAAAAUCAGAUAGGACCUAAUUAGUCAGUAGUUUUAAAAAAGAUUGUAAUAUUUUAACUUACUCUUUGAUAGCUUCAAUAAAUAAGGACAAAAAGCAAAAGGUUCGAUUUGAAAAUGAAUAGGGCACUAGGUUCAAAACGGAAACAGAAAACAUUUGA